This is a messenger RNA of Notothenia coriiceps (black rockcod), 933 nucleotides long. It is a transcript of the gene cntd1, whose product is annotated as cyclin N-terminal domain containing 1. Bases 1 to 933 code for a protein of 310 amino acids. The record is from RefSeq and is a predicted model, not a curated record. The transcript has 8 exons. Gene Ontology annotation, cellular component: site of double-strand break. NCBI's taxonomy places the organism in Eukaryota, Metazoa, Chordata, Actinopteri, Perciformes, Nototheniidae. Gene Ontology annotation, biological process: reciprocal meiotic recombination.
AUGGCGAAACAUUUCUUCUGUUCGCCAAGCCAAAGUAAAAAUGUUAAGUUUCGAGAAGCUUCUUUUGACCUUCUAACAGAUUUCCUUGUUAAUCUCAACAAAAAGAACAAAGAUAACAUCAACAGUUUAUCUAAAUGUAGCGGAAACUUCAAAGAUAAAAGACUAAUGGAAUACAUCUUCCUGAUAACUAAAGAGCUAAGACUCGACCCGCUGGCUGGAUACCAUGCCAUCGAAUUACUCCAAAGGUUCAUGGUGAAGCACCUGACAGAUUUGUUGGCCACACCCACACCUCAAGGAGCAGCUGCCGAUCAACCCGGAAGUUAUGAGGAUGCUGUGUUUGAAAAGCUCAAGGAGAAAUUCCCCUUCAUUGUCUUCACCUGCGUGCAAAUAGCAAGCAAACUCUCUUUGCAUAGCCAUAUAAUCGACAACAACACUGCAGUGCGCUUUCUGCAUUCAGUCGGCCACGAUGUUUCCAAGCAGGCUCUCCUGGAGUCAGAGCUGGUGGUCCUCAAAGGGCUGGAAUAUAAACUAAAUGCUACUAACCCUCUGUCAUUUGUGGAAAUCCUUCUGGAAGUGCUUGGACACAAUGAGCCGUCCAUCCCUGUGGAGCGUCUGCAUCUGCUGUGUCAGCACGUUCUCCAGUUCGUCAGCCUGCAGCGGACCGCCAUCUUCGACUCGUUGUUAGUGACGACCACUCAGUGUGUGAGCCCUCCCAGAGAACAGAGAGAGAAGUUUGUGACAGUGACUGAAGACUGCAUGCUUCUUGGAGUUGGUGUCAUCGCCGUGGCUACGUUCGUCCUCCAUAACAGAACAUGGGAACAAAUAGUGGGAGAACUGAGCCACAUCACAGGAAUCUCAGAAAGGAGCAUCAGGGAUUUUGCUCAUGUGACCUUGAUGCACAUUAUAUCAAAUAACAGUUCAUUAAAAAGUUAG